Messenger RNA from Acanthoscelides obtectus, 1997 nucleotides. The record is from the annotation of a GenBank genome assembly. NCBI's taxonomy places the organism in Eukaryota, Metazoa, Arthropoda, Insecta, Coleoptera, Chrysomelidae.
CUUCGCCAUUUCUAACUGUACUACCGUAUGUAUUUGUUACAAUAAAGUCGAUGGAAUUGAAUUGAAUAAUGAUUUAAAUCUUAAAAUACCAAAAUAAGUAGGUAUACCAAAAACAAAACAAUAACCAGUGUAUAUUUUCCACAAUCUGAAACCUUUUAUCGCAUUAGAUAGUCUAAUGCUAUGAUAAACGAUAACAACUUACACGCGCAUUUUAAUUUCCAACAUGCUAAGAAAGGUAUCAAGAUUAUCACUUAUAAAAGUGUCCAUCAGAAAAUUUUCCGAAAGUCGCCAAGUAACGCCUCUAUACGAACAUGCUAAUACUUUUAAAAAUACGGUUGCAAUAUACGAUCAAAAUGGCGAACAAACUUUUGGAAGUAUCUAUGACAAAGCGAAAAAUCUAUCAAAUGAAAUAGUAAAAAUUUUAGGUCGAGGCAAUAAUGAACGAAUUUUGUUUUUAUGUCCCAACGAUGCGAACUAUGUUUUUGUUCUGUGGGGCAUUUGGAUGGCUGGGCACACUGCUGUACCACUAAGCCAUCUACAUCCCGAAAAUAUUCUUCAUUAUUACGCCAAGGACACAAAUUCAAAACUGUUCAUAGCUACACCAGAACAUGAGACUCUGAUGAAACGUAUUGCUGAGCAAAAUAAAGUUACACUGCAUAUUGUGGGACAUGAAAGCAAUGUUACAAAUCAUGAACAGACUCUUCACAAAUUUGAUGAGAAUGAUAAUGCGUUCAUUCUUUAUACCAGUGGAACUACGGGAAAUCCAAAAGGGGUUGUUCAUACCAACAAAAACGUCUGGGUGCAAACCAAAACCCUCGUAAAUGCAUGGAAAUGGUCCUCUGAAGACAUUAUGCUCCACACCUUGCCGUUACACCACGUUCACGGAACAGUUUGUGCAUUAUUCAGCCCACUACUUAUAGGUGCCAGUACAGUGAUGAUUCCCAGAUUCUCACCAGGAGUUAUUUGGGAUCACCUUCUAGGAAGGCAGGGGCAGAAGAUAACCGUGUUUAUGGCUGUUCCCACAAUAUAUGCCAAGCUGAUCGAAGAAUUUGAAAAGAACUGCAAAAAUGAUAAAGAAUAUAUAAGGAGCUAUAUGAAAAAUAAUGUCAGACUAAUGGUCAGUGGUUCUGCUCCGUUACCAAUACCAUUAUAUCAGAAGUGGUAUGAGAUUACAGGUCAUAAGCUUCUAGAAAGGUAUGGAAUGACAGAAAUGGGAAUAUGCUUGUCUAACGAGUAUGAUUCUGACAGAGAACCAGGUUACGUUGGGGUUCCAUUGCCAGGAGUUGCAAUUCACUUGGCCGAUUCUAAUAAAAAUCAUAAAACAUUGUUGGAGUGUUACAAUGACGGUAAUAAAUUAAAUUUCGAUAAGUCGAUAAAUGAAGACGUUAAAGGUAAUCUUCUGGUCAAAGGCACUAACGUUUUCAAAGAAUAUUACAACAAACCAGAAGCUACAAAAAAGGAGUUUACAGAAGAUGGAUGGUUCAUAACAGGAGACGCUUGCGAAUACUCUCAUGAAAAGAGAAGAUUCAGAAUUCUAGGACGAACUAGUGUGGAUAUUAUAAAGUCUGGAGGUUACAAAAUCAGUGCCUUACAGAUUGAAACCAAAUUGUUGGCUCAUCCAGAUAUUAAAGACAUUGCUGUUGUAGGUGUUAAAGAUGAUACCUGGGGAGAAAAAAUAGCUGCUCUGGUAGUAUUGGAAGAAAAUUCAAAAAUGACAUUGGAGGAUUUAAGGCGUUGGGCUGGCGAGUACAUGCCGAAAUACAGUUUGCCUUCGAUUCUGAAAAUUGUGAAUGAAAUUCCGAAAAAUAUCAUGGGAAAGGUGAAUAAGAAACAGUUAGUGGAGGACCUUUUUCAUACGUAAAAUGUAUAUUUAGUGUUUUUUGUAAAUAUAUUUGUAAGGUUCUAUAUAUAUUUUUUAAUUUUUCUUGAAAACUAUUACUUUUGGGUAUUCUUCACUUACACAAAAUUGCAGAUUUAGUAGCAAAAUAAAUAUCGAU